Magnolia sinica is the source of this 1747-nucleotide messenger RNA. RefSeq names its product pectinesterase-like. The transcript has 3 exons. Lineage: Eukaryota; Viridiplantae; Streptophyta; Magnoliopsida; Magnoliales; Magnoliaceae. Gene Ontology annotation, molecular function: pectinesterase activity; pectinesterase inhibitor activity. The coding region runs from base 42 to 1631 and encodes 529 amino acids. The record is from RefSeq and is a predicted model, not a curated record. Gene Ontology annotation, biological process: cell wall modification.
GUUCUAUACAAGCAAUUGAACGAGCUUUCUCUUUAUUGGGAAUGGAAAAAAUCCCAAUCUCCAUAAUUUUCCCAAGUGGUGUAGCCAUGUGGUCUGUUUUUCUCUUGUUUUCUGCCUCAGUAGUAGGAAUUUCCUCUAGUCCUGACACCCACAUAGAGAAUUCUAAAGAGAAUGUGCAUAGGGAGUGUGGUUACACUAGAUAUCCUGACCUCUGCAUGGACACCUUGUUAGGGUUAGGGCACCAACAUGGUGAUAUUUUGCCUGCCCUAGUUGAAAAGAUUAGAGAUGAGACCAAGAUGCCCACGUCAAAUCCAAGCCACAAGCAAGUGGGCCUACUAACGCAACGUGCCCAUGUUUCCACCAUAGGAGACUGUGAGGAGCUUAUGGAAAUGUCUGUCAAACGACUCAACCAAUCUCUCUAUGCUCUCAAAGACUCUCCUUCAAAAAACAAACUAAACAUCCAAACAUGGCUCAGUGCUGUGUUGACGUUUCAACAGUCUUGCAAAGACUCAGUCAAAGACUUCUCCGACGACCUUGUUUUGCAAAUUUCCGGCGAGAUGGACCAUCUAUCCAAGCUGGCUAGUAAUGCUCUAGCCCUAGUCAACCGUAUUUCCGGCCACCGGAAAAAUACUACCAGACCCGACGGCAAUUUUCCGACGUGGGUGUACCGUAGAGAUCGAAAACUGCUACAGGCAACUGUAAUACAUGCGGAUGCAGUGGUGGCGCAAGAUGGGACAGGUAAUUACCGGACAAUCUCCGAAGCGAUCAAUGCAGCUUCUGGCGGACGGUAUGUAAUUCACGUGAAAUCGGGUGUUUAUAAGGAGAAGAUCCACAUAAACAAGGAUGGAAUUACAUUGAUCGGUGAUGGGAGGUUUUCAACACUAAUCACCAGUGAUGAUAGUGCCGCUGGUGGCAAUAAAAUGGCUGGAUCGGCAACACUCGCUGUUUCUGGUGACGGAUUCAUCGCACAAGAUAUCGGAUUCCAAAACUCUGCUGGACCCGAAGGCGGCCAGGCCGUUGCUCUUAAAAUCACAUCCGACCGUUCAGUUCUCUACAGAUGCAGCAUCCGAGGCUACCAAGACACCUUAUAUGCACUCGCACUCCGUCAGUUCUACAGAGACUGUGACAUUCAUGGAACCGUUGAUUUUGUCUUCGGAAACGCAGCUGCCGUCUUCCAAAACUGCUACCUCAUUCUCCGUCGACCUCAACACAAAGCAUACAAUGUCAUCUUCGCAAACGGAAGAUCAGACCCUGGCCAAAACACAGGCUUCUCCAUCCAAAAUUGCAAGAUCAUGGCUAGCUCUGAUCUUUCACCAUUCAAGCAUUCAAUCCCAUCCUACUUAGGAAGACCAUGGAAGAUGUAUUCAAGGACGGUGAUCAUGCAAUCAAGCAUCGAUGAUGCCAUUGCACCCAGAGGCUGGAUUGAGUGGGAGGGAAGUUUCGCCCUUAAGACACUGUAUUUUGCUGAGUAUCUGAAUGUUGGACCUGGGGCUGGUACCUCUAAAAGGGUACAGUGGCCUAGCUAUCAUGUCAUUGGGUCUGAAGAGGCUGGUAAAUUUACAGUGGGUCGGUUCAUCGGUGGAACUUCAUGGCUUCCUUCCACAGGAGUAACAUUCUCUCCGGGGCUUUGAUUUGGAUUGAAAUGUUUUUACGAUGUGGGUCCCUAUCGGAUUUGAUGAUGGAUGAAGUUGGGAUUUACGCUUUCAAAUGAAAAUAAAAUAAACAUGGCUAAUAGAUAGAUGUGUGA